UGUCACAAACACUUCUUGUCGUCAGACGUUCUGUGGCUCCCCGACCUUGUUGCCAGGCAACCAACUUCAAUUAAUAUGCAGGGUGGAAACAGCAGGGAAUGCCUUGGCUCCUAGAGCGGGACAGCAGCGUUUUAUGACUAACUAACAAAAUGUGUUCAUUCAAUGUGGCAUCCUAGAGACAUUUAACACUUUGCUACUGAACUGAUGCCAGCAUGAACAGUCGGAAAGUAUGCCAACAAAGGAACAGUCCCAUGCCAGUUGGUGUACCAGUUGUUUUUUCUGCUUCAGCCAAGAAUAUUGUCAAUUAGAAACUCUUCAUAUUGUUCAACAUUUUUUUUUUUUUUUAAGGAGCUGCGCUUCAGAAUAAAGUAUUGAUGCUUGGAUCUGAGGAACACACAGCUCUAAUGCUGAUGGGGGUUGGCAUGAUUUCUAUGUUCUGCUAGACUCUAAACAAAAAACACUAGAACUAUAGGUAGGAUCGAUGAUCUGGGCAUUUGACACCUCGUUCUCUUUUCUCUUCACCAUCUUAAAAGAUUUAAACCUAACAUCCCUUGAAAUGCUCCUCUGAGAAUGAAGAACUUUGAAGAGGAAUAGUACAUGGUGUUUCCAUGUUGAAACUGAAGGAAAUUCAAUUCCAAGCGGGAGCCCUUUAACACAGUCAGAUUCUGACAGCUUUGGAGCUCUCAAGCCUUCAGAGUUUGAGCCUUUUCUGAAGAAUAAGCGGUGCAGUGUUUUUAGUUAGUUUUCUAGGAUGUUUGAGUAACACGGAAAAUCUAUCUCAGACAGCAUGUGCAGUGCUAUUUCUCUCCUGAUGCAGUGCAUGGUUUCCUGCGCACCCCACUCCCCCUCUCCUCCACCUACAACUCUGGGGCCUCAUCACAAUGAGCUCAGUCUGACUCAGUCUCCCACAAGAACUGCAGCUCCUAGUCAGUAAGACUGAGAAGGAAGCCGCAGAACGUUUCUGUGAAAAUGGUAAACACUGUUGGCAAUGAUGAAGAAAAAGGCAUUCAAGAGAAGGAAAGCAAGGAAGAAUCCAUACUGGCAAUGCUUGGCAUUAUUGGGACCGUCCUCAAUUUAUUCGUCAUCAUUUUUGUGUACAUAUAUACAACAUUAUGAGCCACUAAAUGUGCUAAGAAGAGGACUAAUUCAACAAUGAGCACUAGCAGUUGCAGCUAUUCACAUUCUGCUACAUUAAAUGAACUGGGACCUGUUUAAUUGCAGCAUAAAACGUUGCCUGCAGGCGCAGAAGAGAGUAACACAAUGAAGCCUCAAAGAUACAACACACUUUUAGUUUAAUGUUUUCCUGCAAAUAUGCAUGAGUAAAGGUUCACCACACCUUUCAGAUGGAAAAGCAUGUACCAGCUUUUCAGUCAGCUUUUUUUGUAAUAUGAUUAUGUGCAUCAUUUGUAUACCAAUAAUAAAAUGGUAGAUGAGAUGAAUGGGCUUUGGCUAGGAACAGCAGAAUCACCCACUGCGGUCUCCACUGUGGACUCAAAGGCACCUGACAAGCUCUUAAACAGGCUGAAUGGAUUAUCAUCGAAUUAAGGUGAAAAAAAAGGUUACACAAUUUAUAUGAGCAUAUAAUGUUUUUUGUUGUUGUUGUUGGUUUUUUUAAGGAAAAUUCUGUGAAUAUUCUGUAAAAGGUUUGUUUAUAAUGAAAUGAUUUUGAUAUUUUAAAUAAAUAAUUACAACAUGCAAGUAAAAUGGAAUAUAGUAUAGGCUACACUGUACAGUGGUAAGAAUUACUAAACACACGGAUGCAAUAAGUCAAGUGCAAGCGUUGGAAAUAAAAUAAGAAACACGGCUCUCCCAGGUGCAGGUCACGAUGGGUUAGAGCAGAUCUAACAGAUUUGAUAGAUGACAGCGUUGCCGCUUGGUUGGCUGGUCCUUCAACAUACAAGACUGCACAAAUGAUUAAUACAGACUUUGCAUUGUGUAGAUGUAUGAAUUCAGAAUCCACAAGGUCACCUACUGUAUCACAACAAUCUUGAGGAUAAACUAUCUACUUCUUUUACACCUGCUUUAAAAAAAAAGAUUCUGGUGCGCAUAAACGGGAUCUUUAGUUACUCUUUUGGGUUUUUUUAUAUUAAUUUUAAUAAUACAGUGUAAUAUACUGCCUAAUCUUAAAUAUCGAACUCACAAUUAUCCAGCACACAUUUGAAUCAUCAUGUCAACGUUAAAAAGAAAAUGCUAGUCUGUGAUAUGAACUAGUAAUACAUUAAUACAUCAUUCAAUAUGGUGUUCUGUUUAGGUUAAAAAAUAAAAUCACAGUCAAUUGCAUAUGGAUGCUCGAUUAUGGAGAGACUUGGCCCCGAGAAAAUUCUCUGAUGGAAACUAACGAGACUAAUUUCAAAUCACUUUUAACUCAAUCUCAGUGGCAGAUGGAAACAAAGCAUUUGAAGGUUGUCACCAAGUAUGGCCUCAUUAUAAUGUCAUUGAAAUAGACAUUUUUGGGGAUUUAUAAUUCCUAAUUUGUAACUCACUGCAGUCUAAUGGUAUGAUGGCAAAUGCUUAGACAGACAUUUAAGGUUGUGAUAAAUCAUAUUCAAAUCAAUAUUGUCAUACUUCUAACUAGGUAGCAAUUAUUAGUUGCCAGAAGGUGUUAGCCUGGUCUAACCUUUGACAUUAGUGUUUGAAAUAAUGUAAUACAUCUGUAAAAUUAACAAUGUACAGUAUUUGGAAAUGACUGUGAAUAUCACAAAUAAAUAGCACACUUCUUUGACAUUAUGUGACAAUCACAGUCUCUCGAAAACAAAGCCAUUUGAAAAGCAGCAUGACAAAAGCAUAUAUAAUAAGAAGAACAAAGCAAUGAAAACUACGACUAAAAGUAUUUGCCUUGCUUCAUGUCUUUCGUGUAUGUGUCCAAACAAUUUUGCAUCCAAAUGAGAGACUUCAGGGGUUUGUAUCUAGCUGAAAUAAUCCUGUUAAAAAAAAGAAGCUUAGCUGCUCAUUUUAGAAAUGUAUUAGAUUAGGCAAUGGGCCAGGAAAAACAAUGUUGUUUGAAGAGCACAACUGCUUAAAUUCCAAACAGACUAACAGCCAAUGCUAAGCUAUUGUUGCACCUUGAUAAGGUCCAAAAUGUAUGUCUACAGCUUGCCACGUGUUCUCUGAAUUAGAAACUGUAGAAAUAUGAAUAUGUUGCUAAUAUUUUGUUAAAACACCUAAAAAGCCACAGGAAGGCUUUUUGUAAAACCUCCUGAUUGUUCUGUAACUGUAAAGUACAUUUGAUUAUUUACCGUGAUAGAAAAAGUGAA
Messenger RNA from Acipenser ruthenus (sterlet), 3254 nucleotides. Its product is annotated as protein TUNAR-like. The record is from RefSeq and is a predicted model, not a curated record. The transcript has 3 exons. Bases 970 to 1116 code for a protein of 48 amino acids. Lineage: Eukaryota; Metazoa; Chordata; Actinopteri; Acipenseriformes; Acipenseridae.